AUGAACGGCGAUGAAGAUGAUAAUAACGAUGAUGAUGACGAUGAUGACGACGAUGAUUAUGACGAUGAUCAUAACGGUGACGAGAACGAUGACGAUGACGAUGACGAUUACGCUGGUGAUGAUGAUGACGAUGAUAAUGACGUUGACGAUGAAGAUGAUGAUGAUGACGACGACGACGACGACGAUGAGGAUAACAAUGACGUUGAUGAUGACGAUGACGAUGACGACGACGAUAAGGAUGACAAUGACGAUGGCGAUGACGAUGACGUUGACGAUAACGACGAGCGUUAA
Messenger RNA from Parnassius apollo (apollo), 291 nucleotides. Lineage: Eukaryota; Metazoa; Arthropoda; Insecta; Lepidoptera; Papilionidae. The record is from the annotation of a GenBank genome assembly.